AAACGACUAAAUUUUUUCAAAGUUGCGCCAUGAGGACGGCUGCAAUAGUUAGAUUUUUAUAAAAUUUACUAAAAGUUGGCUUACUUGAGUAAUAAAAGUUCUUAAAAAAAUUCACUAUUUAUUUUUAACAACAAUUGUGUAAUAUAACAGGCUGACAAAAAAAAAAAAAAUAAAUAAAUGAAUAUCGUAACUUGAAAAAUUAUUUUCGCCAUAUAAGACUGACGUAAAUUUAAACUGAAGUUAUACCCAUAACAGUUUGAAUGUAACUGACGCGCUCUACGAACAAUAACACGAGAAAAUUUAAUAUUCAAAAGGUUGAAAGCAAUAACACAAGAUUCUAUAAUAAAUCAUCAACUAUAUUCACUUUGAUAUUUUAUUCCGCCAGUUUUCACUUAGCGGACUUUUUGCAUACUUAAUUUUUUAAUUAUUUUAUACCAGCAAGCGUACACGCAAAAUAUUAUUUCUUUUGAUGCUAAAGGUAUCGUAGAUAUCAAAGGUACUGCAGGUGACAUGAGUCUAAAAAUGGACUAUUUCGAUACAAAGGACUGGAUAUUUCUUAAAUAUCCGCUUUACGUCUGUGGUGUAUGGCCUACGCAACCCUUUCGAAUAAGAGCACUGGUUUGUCCUCUAGUUUUCUUCUGUGUCCUGACUCUUUAUAUACCCGAAGUAAACAGAUACAAUUUUUGUUAAUUAUUUUUCUGUAUAUUAUAAAAAUAAUUUCUCUGCAGGCUAUAAAUCUUAUAAUGGUCAGAAAUAGUUUUAUCCAACUUAGUGACGGUGUCCCACUUUUCGGAAUUCACACCGUAAUUGUUUUUAACUACGGUUGCUUUAUAUCGAAUUUUGACAAGGUAAAUAAUCUUCGACUAUUAUUUAAGUGAUUUAAAAGCUUAAUUAUUUUUUAGAUAAAAGAAUUACUUAAAAAAAUUCAACAAGAUAGUACAUCUGAUGAUUUAUCAGAAGAAGAACUAAUUCUACUAAAGAGAGAAACUAGCGAAUCUAACAAAAUUAUUCGAUUAUAUACUGGUUUUCUCUACUGCAGUGCAUUAUUAUUUAUAUUCAUUAUUCCGGCAAUGCCGAAAAUAUUAGACAUGAUUCAUCCAUUAAAUGAGUCGAGGCCGAGAAUUGUUCUAUAUUAUACUGAAUAUUUUAUUCGUGAUGAAAAGUACUUGGCCUAUAUUCAUAUUUAUGAGUAUAUAAUAAGUCCAUUCCCGACAAUUGUCGUUUGUGCUUAUGAUUCGUUAAUUGUAAGCAGUUGUCAACACGCCUGUAAUAUGUUGUAUAUCGUUGGGUAUCGAUUCAAUAAUAUCACUGCUACCAUUGAAGAAUCUAAUGAUAAAAAAUGUAGAACUGGUUCUCAAAUUUUGACCAAGUAUAUCACUGAUCAUAAAGCAAUUUUGAGAUACAUCGAAUUAUACCACGAUUGUUUUGCAAAUACUUCUUUAGUAGUACUUAUUCUUACCGUAGGAACACUCUGUCUAGCAGGUAUACAAUGUCUCUUAAGAAUGGACGAGAAAGCAGAACUAAUUCGUUUCGGAUUAUGUACAGCUGCCGUAUUUUUCCAUACUUUUCUUCUUUCGAUUUGCGGACAAAAAUUCAUAGAUUACUCCGAAUCUCUGUAUACUUUGACAUGUCAAAGUCAAUGGUAUAGACUACCAGUGAAAUUACAAAAAUUAAUGGUCAUAAUUAUGCUUGAAUUUGCUCAACCAAUCCACCUGAAAGUCGGAAAAAUUUUCACAGUAUCAUUCGAGAGUUUUACAGGAAUUAUGCAAAUGACUAUGUCAUAUUUUACAGUUGCGCAUGCCGUUUUUCUGUGACUUUGAAUCUGAAUAAAAUUAUUAUUAAUAUUAUUUAUUGUGUCAUUGCCAUGGAGUCAAUACUCCUGUACGGCCAUUUAAUGAUUACAAAUUAAAAGUAUAGAAAAUGUUUAGUUAUAACCUAAAGAAAAAUAUAUUACAUAUAAAUGCAAAUAGUUUAACAUUAGUUUAAUCUACUCAAUCAUUUCUCAUAACAUUAUCAGAUGGUUUUAUAUUCUCAUCUCAUUUAUCACAAACGAUUGGUCAUACUUCAUUAUCCAAUACUUAGGAAAUUCAUGAAAAAUAAGAGGCUUUUGGUGCAGCUAUAGAACUUUAAAGAUAAGCUUCGACAGAAAAAACUCAGGUUGAGCUUUUAAACUGAAAACCGGGAAGAUAUAAUAACCACGUGUCAAGUCGAUGGCAAAAUUUAUAAAGAUGGAUAAUACUUUAAGCCAACUGCAGUACCCAAUAAAAAUUGUUAUUGUGCUCCUGGCUACACUGG
Molecule: messenger RNA, 2295 nt
Organism: Cotesia glomerata
Lineage: Eukaryota; Metazoa; Arthropoda; Insecta; Hymenoptera; Braconidae
Product: odorant receptor 13a-like
Exons: 8
Coding region: 1071-1814 (247 amino acids)
Biological process (GO): detection of chemical stimulus involved in sensory perception of smell; sensory perception of smell
Cellular component (GO): plasma membrane
Molecular function (GO): olfactory receptor activity; odorant binding
Source: RefSeq, a predicted model, not a curated record